AUAAGUAAAAUAAUUUAUUAUUAUUAUUAUUGAUGCAUUACAUGAAACAAAUAGUUUGUAUAACUAUUAUGGAUCCUAUUUCUUUCGUAUCCAUAAUGGCAGUAUUUAAGAUAUAAACAGAGUAUUUUGGUCCCUAAAAAGCUUGGGUAUCAGUUACAUUACUUGCCUUCUUUGGCUAACAAAUUCUUUGAUUCUUUGCUUUUUUAUUUACUUAGCUUCAAGUCACCACAAAUAUUCAUAACUUGUGCACCAUCCACAUUUUCGUACUCAAACCACUUCGACUCACCCACCCAUGUUUCAGCCACGCGAAACCAACCCACAUUUUCAGCCACGGAUCCAACGGCCCGCCCAAACCGAUGACCACACAGACGGUUCAAUCCUUCCGACACGGUUCAGACCAUCCCCACCUUCUCCAUCUCCAACGGUUCCAAUCUUACCACGCUCACAAAGACCAGAUUCUCAUUUAUCAAUAUUAUCUCCAGUACCAGUACCAGUUCCAGUAUCUGUACCUGCAAGGGGCCCACCACAUUCGCGUCCGUCGCCAGUUAGUCACCAACGCUUCGGUGUUCCCCAAUACCCUUCACCAUCACUACAUGUCCCACCACAACGGAGAACCAAGCGACUAACAUGGCUAGUCGCGAUAUGUUGUGUUUUCUUUUGGAUUAUUGUAAUACUGGGUGGCUUGAUUCUACUGAUUGUCUACCUUGCAUACCGUCCACACUACCCUAAGUUUGAUAUCGCGAGCGCAAGCCUCAAUGCGGCGUAUCUUGAUCUUGGUUAUCUGCUUAAUGGGGACAUGACUUUGCUAGCAAAUUUUACAAAUCCGAACAAGAAAGUGAAUGUUGAAUUCCGUUACAUGGUCAUUAAUCUUUAUUUUGAAGGUACUUUAAUUGCUGCUCGAUAUGUAGAACCUUUAUCAGUUUCGCCUAGAGGUUAUAAGCUUAGGGAUGUUCAUAUGGUAAGCAGUCAGAUCCCGUUUUCCAGAAGACAUGUGGCACAAUUGAAUGAGCAGAUACAAAUCGGGAGGAUUAUGUUUGAAGCAAAGAGUUUCCUUCGUACAACGUCAAAUCUUGGUGGGUUUUUUCGAUACUCGUAUUGGUUAUAUGGUCACUGCAAAUUUGUAGUGAGUGGUCCUCCUAGCGGUAUUUUGGUCGAUAAAAAGUGUGAAACCAAACGGUGACAAUCGAAAACAUGAGCACUUUUGUCGGAAAAAGUUGCUUACAUUGAUAUCAAAAAGACAGAAGUGUAGCAACAUUUCUAAUAUUGUUUUGAUUAUUUUUGUGAUAUAAUACUUUUAGCUUGAUCCAUUUUUUACUUCUUUCUGUU
This is a messenger RNA of Lactuca sativa (garden lettuce), 1326 nucleotides long. RefSeq names its product NDR1/HIN1-like protein 26. Gene Ontology annotation, cellular component: plasma membrane. The record is from RefSeq and is a predicted model, not a curated record. Gene Ontology annotation, biological process: defense response to other organism. Lineage: Eukaryota; Viridiplantae; Streptophyta; Magnoliopsida; Asterales; Asteraceae.